UUUGCAUUUAACUUUAACCUUAGAUGCUGUUGUGGAAAAGGCUGCAAACGAAGUUAUCAUCUUUCUUGUUUCAAUCCACUUUUGCAUGAUGUUCCACCUGGUGCCUGGCUCUGUAAUUUUUGUGUGAAAAAGAAGAUGGAUUUAGGCGUGUACAGUGUGGCGGAUGGGAUAGAAUCGGUUUGGUUUCAUGAAGAAGGAAUGCAGUGUGGAAAGCGAUAUUUUGUCAAAUACAAAGGCCUUGCCCAUGUUCAUAAUCGUUGGAUUCCUGAAAGCGAGCUGUUGCACAUCGCCCCUUCACUUUUAGCCAAUUUUAGGAAUAAAAACCAGAAAGAGGUAAUUAAGUGGAGAAAAGAAUGGACUGAGCCUGAACGUUUGUUACAGAAAAGAUUACUAGCGCCCCUUGAAGCAGCUGAUGAGUGUGCUUCUAUGUCUAUUUCGGGAUCUUGGGAUUGUUGUAUUGAGUGGUUUGUGAAAUGGAAAGGGCUUGGCUAUGACCAAGCUACCUGGGAGCUCGAAAAUUCACUACUAUUAUGCUCAUCCGAAGCUGCAAGGCUCAUAAAAGAUUAUGAAUGUCGUCGUGAGCAGGCCAAUAGGUUAUAUGAUCCUCUGAUAGCUGACAAGGAGAUUGACCAGUAG
Dendrobium catenatum is the source of this 636-nucleotide messenger RNA. Its product is annotated as CHD3-type chromatin-remodeling factor PICKLE-like. Gene Ontology annotation, cellular component: nucleus; chromatin. Gene Ontology annotation, molecular function: chromatin binding; DNA binding; ATP hydrolysis activity. NCBI's taxonomy places the organism in Eukaryota, Viridiplantae, Streptophyta, Magnoliopsida, Asparagales, Orchidaceae. Gene Ontology annotation, biological process: negative regulation of transcription by RNA polymerase II; chromatin remodeling. The transcript has 4 exons. The coding region runs from base 136 to 636 and encodes 166 amino acids. The record is from RefSeq and is a predicted model, not a curated record.